Glycine soja is the source of this 1866-nucleotide messenger RNA. RefSeq names its product zinc finger protein ZAT9-like. The coding region runs from base 284 to 1735 and encodes 483 amino acids. The transcript has a single exon. NCBI's taxonomy places the organism in Eukaryota, Viridiplantae, Streptophyta, Magnoliopsida, Fabales, Fabaceae. The record is from RefSeq and is a predicted model, not a curated record.
GAAAAAGUCUUCACCCCUCUCACCUUCUUCCACUUGUCACCACACUCUCUUGCUGUAAAAGAACACAUGCAUUUCUCUCUCUCAUCCACAAAUACUCCAACUAAAAACUAGGACUACUAGUCCUUAAUUUUCACCGUACAACCCCUUAACAACUAUCACUACAAGAACAAGCACCACCCUUGUUUCAUUUUUAACUAACUCACUUCCUCCUCCUCUCAUCUACUUGUCUCUUUUUCUCUCCUCUCCUCUCCCUCACUCGCUUUCUUCUCUUUCUUCUUUUUUUAUGGCUUUGAUAUCGGAUCAACAAUCAAACUUCAAGCACUUCUGUAAAAUUUGCAAGAAAGGUUUUGGUUGUGGGAGAGCUUUGGGAGGUCACAUGAGGGCUCAUGGCAUAGGAGAUGAAAGUGGUCACAUGGAUGAUGAUGACCAAGCAAGUGAUUGGGAAGAUAGGUUGGGUGGAAAUGUGCCACCAAGCAACAAACGCAUGUAUGCCCUAAGAACAAACCCUAAUAGGCUAAAGAGUUGUAGGGUGUGUGAGAAUUGUGGCAAAGAGUUCUUGUCAUGGAAAUCUUUCCUUGAACAUGGAAAAUGCACCUCUGAGGAUGCUGAGUCCUUAGUCUCCUCUCCCGGGUCCGACGCCGACGAUGGUGACAUCGGUGGUGGCGGCCGGAGAGGAUGUGGAUGGUCCAAAAGUAAAAGGUCGUUGAGAACUAAGGUUGGUAGCUUCAAUUACAAUUGCCCAUCAAGCGAGGAAGAAGACCUUGCAAAUUGUUUAAUGAUGUUAUCCAAUGCCAUUGUAGAUCCUCUUGUAGCCGAGCCUGAAGAAUCUUGUGCAUCAGCUAGCAAAGAGGAAGAACAAAGAAGAAAUUCCAUGAACUUCAUUGCACCAUUGUCAUACAAAGCUAACUACAACAACAACCUUGUUGAUAACAAGACCAAAGGAGUUGCCAAGGGCUUGUUUGAAUGCAAAGCAUGCAAGAAGGUUUUCAAUUCCCACCAAGCAUUGGGUGGCCAUAGAGCAAGCCACAAAAAGGUCAAGGGUUGCUUUGCUGCAAGGCUAGACAACCUUGAUGACAAUCUCAUGGAGGAUGAUGUCAUCACACAUGAAGAGUUUUUCCCUACAAAAUCAAACUCCACCCUCCAAUUUGACCAUGGAAGCUCCAACCCCUCAUUGGCCUCUUCCUCCAAGAGAAAAUCCAAAGUGCAUGAAUGCUCCAUUUGCCAUAGGAGCUUCUCUUCGGGACAAGCAUUGGGGGGACACAAAAGGUGCCAUUGGAUCACUUCAAAUGCUCCUGACACCUCCACAUUAACAAGAUUUCAACAAUUCCAAGAGCACUUGGAUCAAAUACCCAAAUUUGAUACCUCUUCCGAGCCUCUUGAUCUCAAAUUAGACCUUAACCUUCCUGCACCCUCUAAUGACCUUGCAAGAAGGAAUGUGAACACAGAAUUUUACUUGCAGCCUUGGGUUGCAUCAAAGGAUGCUAAAGAUGAUAACAAUAAUAGCCAUUGUCAAAGUCUCCACAACCCUAAUAACAAUGUUGAUGUUGACAAUGAUGAGGACAAAAACAACAACAACAACAACUCAAUGCAAAACAUGGAUAAUGAAGCUGAUAGUAAGAUCAAGUUGGCGAAACUGAGUGAGCUAAAGGACAUGAAAGCUGGUGGCAGUUCUUCGCCAUGGUUGCAGGUGGGGAUCAGUUCAACUGCUACUGAUGUGGAAACUGAUAACUGCUGAAGAUAUUUUGACAAAGCAAAGCAUUUUGAGGAUCGCAUUUGGCAAUUGCCUUGAAGUUUUCUCUUUUCUUCUUUUACUAUAUAAACAUAGAAAACGUAAGUACUUAUACGGAGAUUAUCAAAUCAUCAAAA